CAUCUCAUACAGCAAACAACGCGGUACAUAAACAGACCCCAUGUCCCACGAGAGUUGACAUUAAAUUCUGCAUGACCAGAAUAUUACUACAAUUGAAUACAUCCUCUUAAAAAUCCACACAUUCCCAAAACCUCAGUUUUAAAUAAACAACCACAUAUUCCCAACAACAAACUUAAAUGAGGAGCAACAACGGCGGUGCAACACCGCUAUUGGUGGCGGAAGGAGGAGUACAUGGCGGAGGAAAGAGUGUGAAGGAAGAAAAAUUAUGGUUUGAAAGAAUAGUAGAUGUAAAGGAGGCGAAAGAUCAGAUAUUAUACUCACUCCCAAUGAUCCUUACCAACGUGUUUUACUAUCUUAUUCCGAUUGUUUCUGUUAUGUUUGCCGGUCAUCUUGGUCAAAUUCAACUUGCUGGUUCUAAUCUUGCUAAUUCUUGGGCUACUGUUACUGGUUUUGCUUUCAUGAUGGGUCUAAGUGGUGCCCUCGAGACAUUAUGUGGUCAAGGAUUUGGUGCAAAAGUGUAUCAAGUGCUAGGGAUAUAUCUUCAAGCAUCAUGUAUAGUCUCAAUCGUUUUCUCAAUAAUGAUAUCGAUAAUAUGGUGGUUUACAGAACCCAUUCUAAUGUUGUUACAUCAAAGCCCUGAAAUAUCAAAAGAAGCAGCAGUUUACAUGAGGUUUCUUAUACCAGGAAUAUUCGCGUAUGGCGUUCUACAAAACAUCUUAAGAUUCCUCCAGACACAAUCUGUUGUUUUACCCUUAAUACUAUUCUCACUUGUGUCGUUGGUUUUGCACUGUGGCCUUAGCUACUUACUGGUUCAUUGCACAACUCUUGGUUAUAAGGGAGCACCCUUGGCUACGUCCAUCACAUUUUGGUUAUCUGUUGUUAUUUUGAUGAUUUAUGUGACCAAUUCUAAGAAAUUUGUGCAUACUUGGAGAGGGUUAUCCAAGGAUUCCUUCUGUUACAUAUUGACAACCUUGAAAUUGUCAUUACCUUCUGCCGCUAUGGUUUGUUUAGAGUACUGGGCAUUCGAGAUCUUGGUGUUCUUAGCUGGGAUAAUGCCAAAUUCAGAAGCAACUACCUCUCUUAUUGCAAUGUGUGUUAACACAGAAGCAAUUGCUUAUAUGUUUGCUUACGGCUUGAGUGCUGCAGGAAGCACAAGGGUUUCAAAUGAGCUAGGAGCAGGAAGAACGAAUGAAGCAAAGCAUGCAAUGGGGGUUACAUUGAAGCUGUCAGUAAUUCUAGCAGGGGUUGUUAUUGUGGGUCUAAGCUUAGGACAUAACAUUUGGGCAGGCUUCUUCAGUGGAAGUAGCACUAUAAUCGAAACUUAUGCUUCCAUGACUCCUCUAGUUUGCCUUUCAAUAUUCUUUGACUCAAUUCAAGGCAUAUUAUCAGGGGUAUGCAGGGGAUGUGGCUGGCAGCAGUUUGCUAUGUACAUAAAUUUGGGAACAUUCUAUCUCAUCGGCAUGCCUAUUGCAUGCUUACUCGCCUUUCAGUUUCAUUUGGAUGUCAAGGGUCUUUGGAUGGGUUUAAUAUGCGGCCUGAUGGCGCAGUCUAGUUCGCUUUACCUGAUUACUCGACUCAAGAAGUGGACAACCCUUGAGCUGUCUCCUGAUGACAAUGGAUAUUCAGUUCUAGCUUGAUCGUUCUACUGUUCUAGUUAGGAUUUAGGAACCAGAACAAUAUUUGUUAACAUACCAGAUGAUACUAACCAUGCACCAUUGAAUUAAGAUUUGGGGUGCGUUUAAUGUAGCGUUUUGCGACAAAUUCUUGGAUUUGUGUGAGUCAGUAAUGCAAUGAUAGAAGCGAAUGGAGGAAGAUAAUCUUUGUUGCUAAAACGGGUUAAGAAAUGAGCAGGAUGGUCAACUACAUUCAUUGCUAUUUGCUAGCUGCGCAGCAUACUCAAUACAGCCAAUACAGGACUAACAGGAGUGAAGGACUAAUCCGAUUCCUAUCUAGUAUGGUUUUGGACCUUUUGGUUUGGGCAUUGUUAAACUUUGUCUAGACCCUAAUUCAAUUUCAAGUAUUGGGAACAUUAAAUCCUCCUUCCUCUAUUUGUUACUUAUCUUUUUGUCUUGCUAGUUCAAAUUACAAUAUCAAUUUGAUUGCUAAUUCAUCA
Molecule: messenger RNA, 2113 nt
Organism: Spinacia oleracea (spinach)
Lineage: Eukaryota; Viridiplantae; Streptophyta; Magnoliopsida; Caryophyllales; Amaranthaceae
Product: protein DETOXIFICATION 18-like
Exons: 7
Coding region: 177-1637 (486 amino acids)
Biological process (GO): xenobiotic detoxification by transmembrane export across the plasma membrane
Cellular component (GO): membrane
Molecular function (GO): antiporter activity; xenobiotic transmembrane transporter activity
Source: RefSeq, a predicted model, not a curated record